Molecule: messenger RNA, 1111 nt
Organism: Manis pentadactyla (Chinese pangolin)
Lineage: Eukaryota; Metazoa; Chordata; Mammalia; Pholidota; Manidae
Exons: 3
Coding region: 1-699 (232 amino acids)
Source: RefSeq, a predicted model, not a curated record
AUGGCGCUCUGCAGGAGAUUGAGGACACCUUGGGGAUUUUUUACUCCAGCACUUUUUUUUUUUUACUGUAAGAAAAUUGAGAUCCAGAGUUAUCACCUGGGGUAUUUCCGGCUCUGGGCGGGCACUUCCCACCACUGCUCCCUGCCCGCCCGGCCGUGGGGUGACACAGCUGCUUCUCAUGUCUUCCAGCCACGCCACCCUGACCUCCGCCAGUCUGUUCCCCCUCUCGGCCUCCCUGCUCCUUACCCACGCGCCAGCCCUUACAUCUGGGGAAAAUCAAGAGCAGAUAACCAGCACGAAAAGGACCAAGACCCGGGGUGCCGGACUCACCAGAGAAAGCGGAGGGACUGCGGGGGGAAAAGGCAAGCAGGAAGGAGGGAAGAAAGAAAAAGGAGGAGAAUCCCAAAGAGAAACGCAGGCAGGGGAAGGCUGCGCAACUCUCUGGGAGGCCGUGAAAAUCGUGUUGCUGGGACCUGCCUGGGCCCUGGGCAGCGCCCGGCAGCGUCUCUGCGCGUCUGCUGGGAGAGCGGCUCCGUGCAAGGCACCAUUUUGAUUCUAUUCCUGGAGGAAAUUAUUCUACCCCACUUGGUUCUGUUACUAUCCCCGGAGCUGAUGAGUGUACCAAAGCCUGAAGAAGGGCUGCAGAUGGAACUGUGUCUCCCACAAAACGCAUGCGAUGCAGCUGACGCCACAACGUGACCGUAUCUGUGUGGAUAAAAUGAGAGUUCCUGUGGCCAGGAUCCUAAACUGGCCAUGGUUGACUAGCUCACUGCACACCUGUGAGCAAUACAUGGCUGUUGACUCUAUAAAAAGAGCUCCACCCAGUGUUCUGGGUGCGACACAGUGGGGUGGCAGGGCUGCAAGGCUGCAGGAGAGCAGAGCAGAGGCUGGAGUGGUGGCAGCGCCAAGGACAGAGGCCCAGAGGACGGCUGUGUGGGACGACUUUGUAGAGAGGCCCAGAGGAUGGCUGUGUGGGCAGAGAGGCCCAGAGGUAGAGACCAGCUUGCUGCAUGCAGACUUGCUCUGAGUGAACGGGAUUUUAGUGACUGACCUGCCACCUGGAAAUAAAGUUGGGUGAUAACCCUUUCACCCCAAGAACGUUUGCUGUCAU